Lineus longissimus is the source of this 2226-nucleotide messenger RNA. Its product is annotated as aarF domain-containing protein kinase 1-like. Bases 248 to 1780 code for a protein of 510 amino acids. The transcript is spliced from 7 exons. Lineage: Eukaryota; Metazoa; Nemertea; Pilidiophora; Heteronemertea; Lineidae. The record is from RefSeq and is a predicted model, not a curated record.
AGGCCUGUACAUGUAAAUUGUACACACACACAUGUCACACUUUCCUACAGAAACUUUUUGAACAUGAAUGUCACACUAAAAGGACAGAAUUAGUGUCAUUUGACAUGAAGAUCAUCACUCGCACUUUUGGACGAAUUCCUCAUAUCAGUCAUCUGUCAAUAGUGACAAUAACGAUAGACAAAUUUGAUUUAUUGAAGUGUCUACAACAUUCAAUGACCUUCAACUGUUUUAAGUGAACGUAAACGCCAUGCUGAGGCAACUUACAAAAAGUGUUGCAGUAGCUGCAGUGGCAGGGUCUGGAGGAUUUGUGGUCCAAAAGUCAGGUUUAGUGGAUGUGAAGUCAACAGGGAUAUUUAGAUUUGGACGGGCUGCUCUUUUUAUAACGGGCAUUGGCUGGGAUUAUAAGAAAACACUGAAGGGACUUGAUACUGAAAGUGAAGAGUAUGUGGUAAUUAAGUCAAAGCUUCAUCUCCGAUCUGCUGAGAAGUUGCGUGAACUAUGCUGUCUCAAUGGAGGCUGUUUUAUCAAAGUCGGCCAGCAUCUCGGGGCAUUGGAUUACUUGCUACCACCAGAGUAUGUCAGCACGUUGAAAGUCUUACACAGCGAUGCACCCCAGACACCGGUCAAUCGACUUCAGAAAGUCAUCAAGGAAGACCUUGGAAAAGACGUUGAUGAACUGUUUACAAGUUUUGAGAACGAGCCACUCGGGGCUGCGUCCCUCGCUCAGGUCCAUAAAGCUACUCUCAAAGAUGGCCGAGUAGUGGCCGUCAAGAUCCAACAUCCUGAUGUCCAGUCGCAUGCUGCCAUUGACAUGAAGUGUAUGGAAAUCCUAGUCAAAGCUGUGGCAUGGGCCUUUCCCGAGUUCCAGUUCAUGUGGUUAGCAGAGGAGACAAAGAAAAAUCUUCCAAAGGAGUUGGAUUUCUUACACGAAGGCAGGAACUGUGAGAAGAUGGGGAAGAUGUUCAGCAGGUUUACGUUUUUGAAAGUUCCCAAGAUAUACUGGGAUUUGUCUACGAAACGCAUCCUGACGAUGGAGUUCUGUGAAGGGGGUAAAGUCAAUGACAGGGAAUAUAUGGAUAGGCAUGGGAUAUCAGUGAAUGAGGUUUCUUCUAAACUUGGCAAGCUCUACAGCGAGAUGAUAUUUGUCAAAGGUUACAUCCACUGUGAUCCCCAUCCUGGCAAUGUGCUCGUCCACAAGACCAAUCAAGGCACCAAGCUUGUGCUUCUUGACCAUGGUUUAUAUCAGACUUUGACCGAUGAGUUCCGAAUCAGUUAUUGCCAUUUAUGGACGUCAAUCAUCAAUGCGGACGUGAACGGCAUCAAGCACUAUGCAGACAAGAUGGGAUGUGGUCACGUGUUUGGUCUAUUUGCCUGUGUGCUGACAGCAAGGUCAUGGGAGGCCGUGUCAGCAGGGGUGAACAAGACAAAUUUCACAGAAGCAGAGGGUGAUGAAAUCAAAUCAGAGGCAAGUCGUUACCUGCCGGAGAUCGCCGACAUCUUGAACAGCGUCCCGAGGGAGAUGUUACUCAUCCUGAAGACCAACGAUCUCCUCCGUGGGAUCGAGAGUGUGCUACGAACGAGAGCGAGUUCAAGUUCGUUCAUCACCAUGGCUAAGUGCUGCACCCGUGCUGUGGCAAAUUACGAUCAAAUGUUAUGCAACUCGUGGACAUCGAGGUUUAGAAUUUCUGUCCGUCUGCAGUGGAGCCUGCUGAAGAUUCAAAUCUAUGAACUAUUCUUGUAUGCAAGAACAUUGAUUUCUAGAAAGAAUACAUUAUUAUGAUGAUUGUAAUAGAUUAGGAUAAAGUCAUAACCAUUAGGAUAAUAUCAUAAUAUUGAAUUCUGCCUAAGGACAUAACUGGUCUCUUGAUUAGCCUCAUCUUAAAAGGUGAGGCAGUUCUUCUCCCUUUAUCUGUUGAUUUUGGAGAAGCAAAAUACCGAGUGAUUUUACAACAGGUGCAUUGGAGAUUUUAAACGAAUGUCAUUGUAACAAAACAAAGUGAUUUUGAUGUGAAAAUUUGAAACUGCCUUGUUUGGCAUUCUCAUGCUGCAUCUCUGUGAUAAAGUUAGCUCCUCCACUGGGAUUUCAGUGAGUCUUUUCUGUGUAAGAUAAGUUAUUUUAUUGCUGUAAAAUAAUAUGCAUUUUAUCAAGAAUUAAAAAAGAAUUCUUGAUUUUACAUAUUUAAGUCACUUGGUACUUUUGUACUUGUUUGUUGAUGAAGAAUAAAA